Messenger RNA from Toxorhynchites rutilus septentrionalis, 992 nucleotides. It is a transcript of the gene cni, whose product is annotated as protein cornichon. The coding region runs from base 155 to 589 and encodes 144 amino acids. The record is from RefSeq and is a predicted model, not a curated record. The transcript has 5 exons. Gene Ontology annotation, cellular component: endoplasmic reticulum membrane; COPII-coated ER to Golgi transport vesicle. Lineage: Eukaryota; Metazoa; Arthropoda; Insecta; Diptera; Culicidae. Gene Ontology annotation, biological process: endoplasmic reticulum to Golgi vesicle-mediated transport.
GGAUAUGACAUUUUGCGGCUUCAUGCAAGAUAACUGAUGGUUUUGCUGUUUCGUAUUCCUCGUUGAUGAGGUAUUUACGUGUAUGAAUUUGGACAAAUAAGAAUUCUUAAUUAGUUCUCAGGAAAAUUUUCAGAUCUAAACAGCAAGGACGAAGAUGGCUUUCAACUUUUCAGCCUUCAGCUACAUCGUUGCAUUGAUAAUCGAUGCGUUUUUGAUUUUCUUCUCGAUUUUUCACGUGAUUGCGUUCGAUGAGCUAAAAACGGAUUAUAAAAACCCUAUCGAUCAAUGCAAUUCGUUGAAUCCGCUGGUCAUUCCGGAAUACGCACUGCAUUUAUUGUUCAAUCUACUGUUCCUGUUCUCUGGCGAAUGGUUCUCUCUGGCCCUUAACGUACCGCUGAUUGCAUAUCACAUAUGGAGAUACAAAAAUCGUCCUGUUAUGUCCGGCCCAGGUCUAUAUGAUCCCACAAGUAUCAUGAAUGCUGAUGUGCUGGCCAAAUGUCAGCGUGAGGGCUGGAUCAAAUUAGCAGUAUAUUUGCUUUCCUUUUUCUAUUACUUGUAUGGUAUGAUUUAUUCUCUCAUAUCUACGUAAAUAGCAAAAAGGAGGAAAAAUGGAAUACUCUACCAAACACUACCCGAAUCAGGACGACCGAAAUAAGCCGUAAAAGCAUGAGCAGUUUAACAACAAACAACUGGGAGACACCGACCAAUAACGAUCAAAAAUAUGAUUCCAUCCUAGUCGUUCUAUUACUCUACAUAGGCAGCAGAUUUUCGGUUACUUCACGACAUAUUUGAAUUUUUGAGCGCUGGAACAAUAACGAGUAUCAUUGAAACAUUAUUUAUUUGUAAAAUCUCGAUUUCAUCAUACAGAGACCAAAAUCUGAACAUCAUUAGUACUUGGUUUAUUGUUGAUUUUUCAUUACCUUUUAGAGUGUAAGUGAUAUUAAGUUAUAGGAAAUACAUAGUCAGGGAGUAAUGUAGAAAAACUACGUAAA